UUCAAAAUGCAAAACGCGUAGACAACUAAUUAAGAACUAAGAAGAGAAGGGGAAAAGAAGAUCGGCAUCAUCUCCACGCUCACGGAUUUGGCGGACCAUCAAAGCCACCUUAGCGAAACGAAUCUGCUGUAUAUGACAUUUCAUACGAAGAUGGCGACAGAGAGACACGGUUCUUUACCCUCGACAUCUCACGAAGAUAACGUCAUGUUUCUGGAUAUACUGCAUGAGGCUCCUUUACUUGGUAACCGCAAAUCCAGAAGCAUUUUUGGGAGCAUUUUCUACUGUUUCUUCCUGGCAGGUUACGCCGUGCUGGCUGCGGGAGCUCCAUGGAUUUUCCGUCCUAUACAGGACUUGAUGUCCCCGUUGCUUUGCAGUUGCAGUGUUGUUCUCUUACUAGUCACAGGCAUCUUUCAGCAAUAUCUGGUUUACCAAGUCCAGAAAAUACGCUUGCAGGGUUACUAUAGCUUCAGCCAAAAGUUGAAGCAUGUUGUUCGCCUACCUUUUGCCAUUACUGCAUAUGGAACUGCUGCAAUGCUACUAGUGAUCGUAUGGAAACCCCACAUUGGUAUUCUUUCCAUCUCAACAAUAUUGAGGAUUAUUAUGAUAAUUGAAGCAAUAUGUGCUGGAUCUUUCAUGAGUAUCUAUAUUGGUUAUGUACACCAGUACAAUUCAUUGAAUUCUCAGCCCGAUGUUCUAAAGUCAUUAUAUUCUCCGCUUCAACCAUCAAGUUCUUUGGAAGGUUUGAGGUAUCAUGAAGGUGGUCGACUCUCUGAUGAGCAAAUGGCUUUGUUGCAAUACCAGCGUGAAAACCUUCACUUUUUGAGUGAGGAGAUUCUGCGAUUGCAAGAGUGCUUAAGUAAAUAUGAACGGUCUAAUGAUGGAAGCACACCUCAGGUUGAUCUUGCCCACAUGUUAGCAGCUCGUGAUCAGGAACUACGGACCCUUACCGCUGAGGUGAAUCAGCUGCAGUCUGAGCUAAGGCUUGCUCGUUCUUUGAUAGCUGAGAGGGACUCCGAAAUACAGCGAGUGCGCACUACCAACAACCAGUAUGUCGAAGAGAAUGAAAGACUAAGAGCUAUUUUAGGAGAAUGGAGUACCCGAGCAGCAAAGCUUGAACGAGCAUUGGAGGUUGAACGAAUGUCAAAUCUCGAACUGCAAAAGAAGAUCACAACACUCAGAAAUCAACCAACUGCAUCAGUGGAACCCACAGAAAACCGUGGAGCAUAGUCACACUGCACAAGAUAUGCAUAUGUUGACAUGUUUUUACUAUUCCACAAUGCUGCAAUCAGUGCCAUUCCUUUCGUAGGUUAAAUGAAAGCGGAAUUAAAAAAAAAAAUUAAAGAAGGAAAGAAAGAUUCAAAGAAAGAUCAAGAAGCGUGUACAGAAGGUCAAGCAUUGCAGCUCAGAUUAUUGAAUGU
Juglans microcarpa x Juglans regia is the source of this 1418-nucleotide messenger RNA. Its product is annotated as protein FIP1. Bases 133 to 1227 code for a protein of 364 amino acids. The transcript is spliced from 14 exons. NCBI's taxonomy places the organism in Eukaryota, Viridiplantae, Streptophyta, Magnoliopsida, Fagales, Juglandaceae. Gene Ontology annotation, cellular component: late endosome; lysosomal membrane. The record is from RefSeq and is a predicted model, not a curated record.